This is a messenger RNA of Gamsiella multidivaricata, 2201 nucleotides long. RefSeq lists its product as uncharacterized. The coding region runs from base 112 to 2112 and encodes 666 amino acids. Lineage: Eukaryota; Fungi; Mortierellomycota; Mortierellomycetes; Mortierellales; Mortierellaceae. The transcript is spliced from 2 exons. Gene Ontology annotation, molecular function: protein binding. The record is from RefSeq and is a predicted model, not a curated record.
ACGCCAAAAAGUAGAUACGGAUUGAUUCGAAGUGGUCAACAGAGAAUGUAGCAGAUAAAGAGAGAGUGACAUAGUCUAGGCUGCGGCGUCUAUAGAGAGGACAAAGGGACGAUGGUAUUCAAAGCAACGCCAGCAACGAUAGCAAUAGCGACACCGACAGAUAUGCCAACAGCAACAACCAUAGUGACACCGACAACAACCAUGACGCGCGCACUCGACCUUCCAGAAAUCUUACUCCAGGUGGCCUUCUAUCUCAAUGCAGCCGAUGUUUGGGUCUGCUCCUAUGUCUGCAGAUCCUUCUACAGCGUCUUUGCGCCCCUCGUAUGGAGAGACCUUCAUUUCGGGACCCCAUGCAGACUUGAUCCCGAACAGGCGCCACUCGCAAGAUCCUUCAAAAUCUUGACCCACGUCGCCGCGACUGAUGUCUCCGCCCCCGACCGUACAGCCGACGGUGGUGGACAGGAGCCGAGAAAUCCAUUUUUGGAGACCUUUCAGAGCAACGCUCCGUGGGUCAGGUCGUUGACGAUCAACAACCAGGACGCAACUCUGCCGCUGCAACUUGGAAUGGUCUGUCAACAACUCGAAUCGAUAACGAUCGCAGGACUAUCUCUGGACGAAAAGAAGAACCACGUAGCAGAGCACUGGGACAGCUGCAAGUUGAUGAUGAUGCGGAAUCGAACCCACCUACGGUCCCUAACAUUGGUCGAUUGGUUCUAUAGUCCCGAUAAGAAGGCCCAGUAUGGUCGACCAGUCUGGAACCCGAUCUUGCGAUGCACCCGGGCCUGGAAUUUACGAUCGCUGCGCCUUGAGAACUGUGCUAUCCGCGGAAAGCAUUUAGAAGCAUUUUGGAAGGUCUGUGAGCGCCUCGAGACUCUGUACAUGGAUCAUACCAGCUUCGAUUUACCGCUGCGACCGACCAGGAAUAGCCUGAACAGGGCGGAUAACGAACCUACGGCAACUAAUGGAACACAUCUCGCGCCGACGCCAACGCCAACGGAAAGCACACCCGUGCAGUCGACCCAUCUCCUCCCGACAACUCGAUUUCCACGACUAAAGGAACUCACUGUGAUAAAAUUCCCGCGCUACGACCAGCUCCAGAUCGUCAACUUGCUUAUCGCCCAAUGUCCAGAACUCCAAAGCUUGACCUGGAGCAUCUACUCUACGUGUGAAACACCAACUACGGAGUUUUAUCAUCACUUUGCAGCGGGCACAUGGCCAAAAUUGGACUCGAUUAUAAUCAUGAGCCACAGUGACCGGUUCACUGAUGAGCAGUACACACAGUUUCUGCGAGCGGCCAAGAUACCACUUCGUUGCCUCAAUUUAUGCGUUGCCUGGACCCAGACUGAGGCAUUCGACUUGUUGAAGGCACACCAUUUUUCCACCCUUGAGACCAUCAUUAUUUACAACCGCGAGGAAGUGAGUAAUGACUGGGCGUUAGAAGUUCUCACGAGCUGUCCGAAUCUGAAACUGCUUAAAGCAAAUGUUUUACACGCGCAACAGUUCCUUAAAAACAUGAAGCCGUGGGUGUGCCUGGGACUGCAAGAACUGGACGUUUUUAUUAAUAUGGGCUUUCCCGACAACGCACCCAACCGCAGGCUAACGGAGGAGGAACAUCGACAAUGUCGAGCCGUCUUCAAGCAAUUGGCUACCCUACGGGAGUUGCGUAACCUGGAUAUGCUGAUUUUGUAUCCCUGUUUGUAUACGAACGGCCAGCCAAUAUCGGGCUCGAACCACCCGCAAUAUUCUCUCACAGCACUCCCGAUGCGAUUGGAAGCCGGUCUGGACGAAUUGGCGAGCUUGCGCAGGUUACAGAAGAUUAGCUUCUGGGGUGGCAAGCACGUGGUGCACCGGCGGGAGUUGGUCUGGAUGGUCGAUCAUAUGAAGGCGCUGAAGGCUAUCAGAGGGGCAUGGCGCACGGCGCCGGGAAAGACGCACUUUGUCCAGGAUAAUUUCCUUCGGGCAGGAAGACAUCAUAAAUGGCUAGCCGAACGCGGAAUCAACACGGAUGGCUGUCAGAUUUUUGAACGAGAUGAGAAUGAGCUGGACAAGCAGAGUUGCGGAGAAUGCUGUGCGCUUGACCAGGAUAUCCAGGAGGGUGAUAUAGUAAGCUAACUCGUCUAGUAAAGCAAUUCAAGCUGUGACUGCAUGGCGCCAUUUCUAUUCCAUCAUGAGCACGGUGAUUUCGUCCCUUUCUCACCCCC